Populus nigra (black poplar) is the source of this 864-nucleotide messenger RNA. RefSeq names its product lanC-like protein GCL2. The record is from RefSeq and is a predicted model, not a curated record. The transcript is spliced from 2 exons. Bases 157 to 747 code for a protein of 196 amino acids. Gene Ontology annotation, cellular component: plasma membrane. Lineage: Eukaryota; Viridiplantae; Streptophyta; Magnoliopsida; Malpighiales; Salicaceae. Gene Ontology annotation, biological process: carbohydrate metabolic process; peptide modification.
AUUGUGAGAUUUCUGCUAUUACCUAUUUUGCUACUUUGGUUUUGAAUUAGUUAAGCAGGAUGUAAUAGUCUCACGGUAAAAUUAUUGUAGCGCGCUGUUGCGAAUGAAAUUAUAAAAAAUGGAAGAGCAUUGGCGAAGAAAGGAGGUUCCCCAUUAAUGUAUGAAUGGUAUGGUGAGAGGUAUUGGGGUGCUGCCCAUGGAUUGGCAGGUAUUAUGAAUGUUUUAUUGGAUGUAGAGCUGAAACCUGAUGAGUUUGAGGAUGUCAAGGGCACCCUUAAAUACAUGAUCAAUAACUGUUUUCCCAGCGGCAACUACUCUGCAAGUGAAGAAGAUCGCAAGAGGGAUGUUCUUGUGCAUUGGUGUCAUGGAGCACCUGGAAUUGCUCUUACACUUGUCAAGGCAGUUAAGGUUUUUGGAGAUAAAGAGUUUCUGGAAGCAGCUAUAAAUGCUGCAGAGGUAGUGUGGAACCGCGGGCUGCUCAAGCGAGUUGGAAUUUGCCAUGGCAUCAGUGGGAAUGCGUAUGUGUUUCUCUCACUGUACCAGCUAACAGGCAACAUAGAGUUCUUAUACAAGGCCAAAGCAUUUACUUGCUUUCUGCUGGAUAGAGCUCACAAACUUAUAUCGGCCGGAGAGAUGCAUGGAGGUGAUAGCCCCUACUCAAUGUUUGAAGGAAUGGGAGGUAUGGCUUAUCUUUUUCUAGAUAUGAUCGACCCAUCCAAGGCUAGAUUCCCUGCUUAUGAACUCUAAAAUUUUUCUAUGAAUAUUAGGUCACAGUGGUUGAGUUGAAUACUAGGGUAGUUCAGUGCUGUCAUUUGAGUUGUAUAUGAAAAUGCAAUGAUAGAAGUCCACCUUCAGCCUCGACAA